Messenger RNA from Rhodofomes roseus, 926 nucleotides. RefSeq names its product 20S proteasome subunit. NCBI's taxonomy places the organism in Eukaryota, Fungi, Basidiomycota, Agaricomycetes, Polyporales, Fomitopsidaceae. Gene Ontology annotation, biological process: ubiquitin-dependent protein catabolic process. Bases 139 to 882 code for a protein of 247 amino acids. The record is from RefSeq and is a predicted model, not a curated record. Gene Ontology annotation, cellular component: proteasome core complex; nucleus; proteasome core complex, alpha-subunit complex. The transcript is spliced from 7 exons.
GUCGGCGUCCAUAGCGGGCAAUGUUCGCACGCCUACGCGUUGCACGUCCCCAGCUUGCGCGUCCUGCGCGUCCUGUCCUCCAUAUCCGCCGCCGCCCUGCAUCGUCCUUCCACGCAGCCUUGACCUCCAUCCACCGACAUGACAUCUAUCGGAACGGGCUAUGACUUGUCGGCGAGCACGUACUCGCCCGAUGGCCGUAUUUUCCAGGUUGAGUACGCAAACAAGGCAGUCGAGAAUUCUGGAACCGCCAUCGGGCUGCGGGUCAAAGACGGUGUAGUAUUGGCUGUCGAGAAGAUCAUCCACUCCAAGUUACUCGUCCCGGAUGCGAACCGCCGGAUACAAACGAUUGACAAGCACAUCGGCAUGGCAUCGUCAGGUCUUCUCGCAGAUGGCCGGCAUCUAGCUAACCGUGCAAGAGACGAGGUGGCGGGUCUCUUCACGAUGUGGCGUUCACCUCCGACGGUCCAGUCACUGGUGGAGCGCGUAGGGCUUUACGUGCAGGCUUACACACUGUACUCCUCUGUCCGUCCAUUCGGCUGCAGCACCAUCAUCGGUGGAGUGGACAAGACUGGUCCAGCAUUAUUCAUCAUCGAGCCUAGUGGCGUUUCCUAUGGCUACCACGGUGCAGCAGUGGGGAAGGGGCGGCAAUUGGCGAAGACUGAGCUGGAGAAGCUCAAGCUUACAGAGCUAUCAACACGAGAAGCGGUCUUUGAGGCUGCCAGGAUUAUCUACCUGGUCCACGACGAUGCCAAGGAAAAAGACUUCGAGCUCGAGCUGUCCUGGAUCGGCGAUGAAACGGAUGGCCUGCACCUACCGGUACCGAAGGAUCUGUACAAUGAAGCGGCACGGAAAGCCAAGGAGAGCCUGGAGAACUUCGACUAGAUGUGCUGAUUGUGUAUUGUAUUCGGACUUGCUGUCAACUCUCG